This is a messenger RNA of Ustilaginoidea virens, 1272 nucleotides long. RefSeq lists its product as uncharacterized. Gene Ontology annotation, cellular component: cytoplasm. Lineage: Eukaryota; Fungi; Ascomycota; Sordariomycetes; Hypocreales; Clavicipitaceae. Bases 1 to 1272 code for a protein of 423 amino acids. The record is from RefSeq and is a predicted model, not a curated record. The transcript has 4 exons. Gene Ontology annotation, molecular function: flavin adenine dinucleotide binding; electron-transferring-flavoprotein dehydrogenase activity.
AUGAGUCCAGCGCCACCAAGUAUAGACAGUGAGCCUACCAUUCGCAUCUUCAUCGCUGGAGGUUCCUAUGCCGGUUUAUCCACAGCCGUAAAUCUUCUCGAUCUUGGUCAGGGUCUUACCCCGCGAAUGUCCCAGAAAAAAUAUGAACACCACCCUGAAUUGCCUCGAGUGAAGUGGGACAUUACCAUUGCGGAUGAGAGGGAUGGAUUCUAUCACUUGAUCGGCUCUCCUCUCGCUUUGGCAGACGAGGACUAUGCCAAGAAGGCCUGGGUCAAGUUUCAAGACCUACCAGGCUUGAAUAACCCUCAGGUCAGGUUCAUCCGGGGCUCCGUUAGCACUGUGGACUGUGAGGCAAAGACGGUCACUACGAUUGACAGCACCACCAAGGCUGCCAUGACAAACAAGUAUGACUUUUUUGUAGCCGCCACUGGUCUGCGACGGGUCUGGCCCGUGGUUCCUCAGUCCUUGACGAAGAAGCAGUAUCUCCUUGAGGCUGAGGAGCACAUUCAUGCCGUCAGCAGCGCAAGACAUGGUGUCGUCGUCGUGGGUGGAGGUGCAGUAGGUAUCGAGAUGGCAGCUGAGCUCAAGCUAGCCAAGCCCGAUGUCAAGGUCACUCUUGUCCACUCUGGAGAGAAGCUGCUUUCCUCCGAAGGUCUCUCGGAUGAGUGCAAAGACAAGGCGUUGGAAUUGUUGCAGGAAGCUGAUGUACAAGUCCUGAUGAGCCUCAGACUAUGCACCAUCAACAAGGUUGCAACGACUGAUUCAUCUCCCGAGUACGAGAUUGAAUUCACAAACGGACACAAAAUGUCAGCCAGUCAAGUAAUCAUGGCCGUAUCCAAGAGCAAGUCGACCGCAACGUAUCUUCCUUGCUCGGCCCUGGACGAUGAAGGAUACGUCAAGAUUCAACCCAACGCAGUCUUUUCUCCCGCUACCCCCAAUGCCGAGUCCCAUCUCUGCGCAGGCGACCUGGCGAAAUGGUCCGGCAUUAAGCGCUGUGGUUGGGCCAUGCAUAGCGGCCAUUUUGUUGCCCAAAACAUCCACAAGCUUGUGUUGAAAAAGCAUACCGGCCAGGAGCCCAAGUUUAUGGAGUUUGAUCUGGUUCCGCCCAUGAUUGGACUGGCCAUAGGCAAAAAGGCCGUCGCUUCUGGUCCGGAAGGUACAGUCUUUGGUGAGGAUGUUAUGCAGGCGUACUUUCAACAAGACCUAGGAUUCACUAUCUGCUGGAACUGGAUGGGCCUCGGAGGUCGAAAGAAGGAUGAACCUACUUGUUGA